Molecule: messenger RNA, 1865 nt
Organism: Python bivittatus (Burmese python)
Lineage: Eukaryota; Metazoa; Chordata; Lepidosauria; Squamata; Pythonidae
Source: RefSeq, a predicted model, not a curated record
CUCCACUUGGAUCUUCCCUCUGCAGCCUGGUGGCUACAAACGCGGCCCGGUUCCGACUUGCAGCAGGUCCAGACAAGAAGCUGAUGGAGAUGGGCUUGCGUCGGGCUCAGGGGCUGGACGGAGGCCUCUCGGCAUCCAAGUACUCCUACGUGGGGGGUUUUGAUUGUACCAGCAACGUCCUCGCUGGGAAACUCUACGGGAUUCCAGCACAGGGAACACUGGCUCAUUCCUACGUGUCCUCCUUUACCUCCAUGGCCGACGUAAACCCACGGAGCCUGCUGCCCCUGACUGGGAAGGAGCCCGUGGAUUUUCCAACCUUAGUGGAGACGUGGUUAACCCAAGUAUGCCAAUUACUGCAUGUCCCUCUGGAGAGGGUGAGUGGUGGAGAGCGGGCAGCGUUCAUGUCCUAUGCCAUUGCCUACCCACACAACUUCCAAGGGCUGGUGGACACCUACUGCGUCAUGAGGAGUGGCAUCCCCAACUUCUGUGCCGUCGCCCUCGCACUGAGUCAACUGGGAUACCGAGCCAUCGGAGUCCGGCUGGACAGCGGGGACCUGGCCAAGCAGUCAGUGGAGAUCCGGCACAUCUUUCGGACCUGUAGCAAGCAUUUCCACGUCCCUUGGUUUGAAACGAUACCCAUCACGGUAAGCAAUGAUGUCAGCGAACAGAGCCUGGAAGAACUGUCUCGAGAGGGCAAUGAAAUCAAUAUGAUUGGCGUUGGGACCCACCUGGUGACGUGUCCUCUUCAGACGACCUUAGGCUGUGUCUACAAGCUGGUAGAAGUCAAUGGCUCUCCAAGGCUGAAGGUGACCGAAGACCCAGAGAAGACAACCUUGCCCGGAAGGAAAGUGGUCUACAGACUUUGGGAUGCUGCAGGAUUCCCAUGUAUGGAUCUCAUGGCAUUGGAGGAAGAGUCUGCCCCCGAGGCUGGCCAGGAGGUUGAGUUUUGGCCUCUAGGAGGAACCGAGAAAGCUGGGAAGUUGAUUCCUGCUGCAGUGGAAGUCCUUCACCGCGUCUACUUUAAAGAUGGACAGGUUUGCCAGCCCCUUCCCACCCUCAUGGAGAUCAAGAUUCACGCUCAGACGUCGCUGGAUAAGCUCAAUCCUGUCCAUAAGAGGCUGCAGGAUCCGGAGGCCUACCAGGUGGCCGUGACGAAAAAGCUCUACCUGCUCCUCAUCGACCUGCAGAAGGGCAACAGCCCCUGAACGCGGCGCCCGAGCAUCACUCCAGCACCAUGCACUGAAACCAACCAGUGGCUGCUGUGGGGAUGCACAGCUGCUCCAUCCUCAGGACUGGACGAGUCCCCAGACUGGGGGCUGCAUGCUGCCAUGCCAACACCAAGCCAUUCGCAUGCCCACACCACCACUCCUCAGUCACCCUGCACCACGCACCCAGCAAGACUCUGUGUCCCCUUCCCAGGGACCCGGCCAAGCCACUGGGGAGAGGAGAGGAGAGGAGGGUCGCUCCUGCUGGAACCCCACCAUGAAUGGCAGCAGCCCCCCCCCCCCAGUCUUGGUGUGCUGGGUGGAAGGAGGAGCCCCCCAAGCCCUUUUCUGUCUCACAGCACACGGGCCGCUGGCAGUGGGAAUCGCUGGAAGGAUGCAGGCCUAGGGAUGGCGGUAGCCAUGGUGAUGUCAUGACACGAGUGACCUGCCUCCCCCGCUCCCCAGAGCCCCCGGGAUCCAAUUUGUGGAGAUCCCCACAGGCUAGAGAAUCUGCUGGUUGUCAAAUUGGGUGAGCCUCCCUGGGUGUCCCCCCGCCUCCCCCCCCCGAGCGAAAGCCUUUAGCAACACUGCACCUUUACGUGCCUUUUCUUGCUUUGAGAACUGUGUGUCUUUUCUCCCAUGAAUGUGAUCUGCGUGGAA